AUGCCUUGGUUUGGGGGACGAUAACCGAGGCGCAAUGCCUCCAUCUUGUCUUGAAGGGGAUUCGUAUCGAUAGGCGAUAAACGAGUGUUGCUUGCCGUUAUCGGGAACCUCCUUAUCGAGUGACCCGAUAGUGUAUUGUUACCCGUUUGGGAAGCGAUUGGCCACCAUGCCAUCCAACUUUCUGAGAAUCGAGGUGGCACCAACACAUUCAAGAUCUUGGUCAAGAGCUCAGCAUAUAUGAAAUUGAUUGACUCGCCAGAGAGAAGCAGCUACACGGCCAGUGAACCAACAACCUUACCCCGCACAGAAACUCAACACUACUACCCACCACCAAAAUGCCUAAUCCACCACACCAGGCGAACAACCCCCAGGUUGUCGAGUUGGACGCCUCAGCCCCAAUCAAAGAAAUUGCCAACGUUAUCCGGCGCGAUGGUGGAAUCAUCAUCAAGAACUUUCUGAGUCCCGAGGUCAUCGACCAGAUUCAUGCCGAGGCCCAGCCCUACUGGGGCAAACUGGGUACUUACGUGGGCAAGCUGUUUGAUGCCGCUGAUCCUCCGCUCAGUGGCUUCGCAGGCAAAUCACCCACCUUUGCUCAUAAAGCAAUCAACCACCCGACGUUCCGAGAGACGGCCAAAGCUCUUCUGAGAGAAGAAUCCAAUGUUUACCGGGAUGGAAAGAGGUACACUUGCGUGUCUAAUCCCGUUCUGGCCGUGUCCGAAGCCUUCAACCGCGGUUCUCCCUCGACAGCCCAGCAGCUCCACCGCGAUGACAUGGCACAGCACUUUGAUCACCUUGAGGGUAGUGGGGAAAGCUCUUUGCUGGGUCUUCUUGUUGCUGGCGUCGACACCACCUUUGAAAAUGGAGCGACGCAGGUCAUUGUCGGCUCCCACAAGUGGCCAGAGGCAGCUAUUCGUGGACCUGCCGACCGUUCACUCUGCUCAACCUGCGAGAUGAACAAGGGCGAUGCUGUGUUCAUUAUCGGAAGCAUCUGGCACGGUGCUGGAGAGAAUAAGACAAACCCUCCAGAGCGGAGGAUUAUCUAUUCCUGUCAUAUGACUCGAGGUUCACUUCGCUCGGAUGAGAACCAGAUGCUAGGUGUUGACAUGGAUGUCGCCAAAACGUACGAACCUGAGGUGCAGUCUUUGCUAGGGUAUUCGGUCAGCCAUCCAAACUGCGGUCAUGUUGACAUGAAAGACCCCAUCACCCUGCUUGGCAGCACUGAGGAUCCGUUUGGGUAUGGCAGCUUCAAGGGCCAGGAGGUUUCUCCGUCACAGAUCAUCGUGCCUUAG
This is a messenger RNA of Aspergillus sclerotioniger CBS 115572, 1289 nucleotides long. RefSeq names its product phytanoyl-CoA dioxygenase family protein. The coding region runs from base 336 to 1289 and encodes 317 amino acids. The transcript has 4 exons. NCBI's taxonomy places the organism in Eukaryota, Fungi, Ascomycota, Eurotiomycetes, Eurotiales, Aspergillaceae. The record is from RefSeq and is a predicted model, not a curated record.